Molecule: messenger RNA, 1924 nt
Organism: Mucor mucedo
Lineage: Eukaryota; Fungi; Mucoromycota; Mucoromycetes; Mucorales; Mucoraceae
Exons: 4
Coding region: 168-1895 (575 amino acids)
Biological process (GO): mRNA processing
Cellular component (GO): U2-type prespliceosome; nucleus; U2AF complex
Molecular function (GO): poly-pyrimidine tract binding; pre-mRNA 3'-splice site binding
Source: RefSeq, a predicted model, not a curated record
AUUAUUAAAAAAAAAAAACCAGUUGUAACUUUUUCUUUUUUUUUUAUAUAACAACUCUUUUCUGUUUUUAACGUAUAUAAAAAGGCCAUUCCUCCUUUUUUUUUUUUUUUUUUACUGUCAAUAUAUAAAACUUUUAAAACCAAAUAAGAAAAAAAAACAAUCAAAACAUGUCUUACGGUUGGAAUAGAGACCAAGCUGCUCCCCCUCCACCUUCUGCAGCUGAUCUUGCUAGUUCUUUUUUAAAUUCGGUGGGUCAAGAACUUCAUGGAUCCAAUGAAAACCCUUACGGACACGAAUCUCAAGGUCGAUAUGGUGAGGAAAUAGGUUAUCAUGGAGGUAAUGAAGACUUCCGUAGAAGAGAAACUGGUAGCUCUGGUGGAAAUAUGGAAAGAGGUGGUGGUGGAGGAGGAGAUAGACGCCAUAGUAGUAGAGAUCGUUACCACGACAGAUCACGCGACAACAGAGAUGGUGGUAGUCGACGUAGAAGAUCUCGAGAUAGACGUGAACGUUCUCCACGCGGUGAUCGUCAUCAUGGUAGAAGUCGUGAUGAUCGUGACUAUCGUCGAUCACGCAGAAGAAGUCCUAGUCCUCGUCGCACGAGUAGAAGACGUAGCCCCAGUAACGCUGCUAAUGCUCCUUCCUCAUCCAGCUCCCGUCGUCGCGACGAUGAAAACGUCAUUCCUUUAAGCAAAAGAGAACGAAAGCUUCAUAACUGGGAUAUGGCCCCCGCUGGUAUGGAAGGUAUGUCCGCCGAACAAGUCAAGUCCACUGGCUUAUUUCCUUUACCUGGUCAAGUCGUUGGUACACGUACUCCUCAAUCGUUCCAACCUCCUCCCGAUCAUGCUACCAUGCAAGACGGAUCGCGCAUUCGCGUCACCCAAGGUGCUGCUGGCCCUGUCGCCUUAAACGCUACUUUAGCCAGACAAGCAAAACGUUUAUAUGUAGGUCAAAUUCCUUUUGGUAUCGAAGAGAAGCCCAUGGCUGACUUUUUCAAUGCUACCAUGGAACAACUUCAUUUACCGGAUACAACACCUGUUUUAGCUGUUCAAAUCAAUCAUGAUAAGAAUUACGCCUUUGUUGAAUUCCAAACUGCUGAACAAGCUACCUCUGCCAUGGCCAUUGACGGUGUCAUGUUCCAAGGUCAACAGUUAAAGAUCCGUAGACCUAAAGAUUAUCAACCUCCUAUCAAUGGUGAAUAUAUCGAUUUACCUAGCCAAUUACCUGGACUUGUAUCGACUAAUGUCCCCGACACACCCAACAAAAUCUUUAUUGGUGGUCUCCCCGUGUACUUGAACGAUGAUCAGGUAGUGGAGUUAUUAAAAUCCUUUGGUGAAUUACGUGCUUUCAAUCUCGUCAAGGAUCCCAUCACAGGUGCUAAUAAGGGAUUUGCCUUUUGUGAGUAUGCAGACCCCGCUGUGACAGAUUUGGCCUGUCAAGGUUUGAACAAUAUGGAAUUGGGUGAUCGUAAAUUAGUCGUUCAACGUGCUAGUGUGGGUGCCAAACAUGGUUUACUCCCUGUGGAAUAUACCGGUGAAUUACCUUUAAAUAUCGCUGAUUAUUUACCUAUUGCCAGUGCUAAAGAAGAGGAAGCGACUCGUGUCUUGCAAUUAAUGAACAUGGUGACACCUGAAGAGUUGGAAGAUGAUGAUGAAUAUCAGGAUAUCUGGGAUGAUAUUGCAGAGGAAUGCUCAAAGUUUGGUAAAAUCAUAGAUAUGAAGAUUCCAAGACCUAACAAAAACGAACAAGUUCCUGGUUGUGGACUGAUUUUUGUAAGAUAUGAAACUACUGAUCAAACCUUAGAAGCAUUACGUGCUCUUGCUGGUCGUAAAUUUGCCGAUAGAACUGUAGUAGCUACAUUUAUUGAUGAGGACAAUUAUUUAGCUGAUAACUUUUAAAAAAAAAAAAAAAAAAAAAAAAGGAAGAA